GAGACAGAGAGAGAGAGAGAGACAGAGAAAGGGAGAGAGAGAGACAGAGAGAGAGACAGAGAGAGAGACAGAGAGAGACAGAGAGACAGAGACACAGAGAGAGAGAGAAGAGAGACAGAAAGAGAGAGAGACAGAGAGAGAAGAGAAAGAGACACAGAGAAGAGAGAGAGACAUGGAGACAGAAAGAAAGAGAGACAGAGAGAGAGACAGAGACACAGAGAGACACAGAGCGACACGGAGACAGAGAGCUGCUGAAUGUAUCAGAGCCCUCUGUGUUUCAGCAGUGCCUGGGUCAUCAGAGAUAGGAGGACUACCAUGCUUCCCUGCUGUGCGGUCAGGACGUGCCAUGUGCUGGUGCUGGUGCUGUGUCUGUCUGCGGCUGAGGACUUCGACUGGACAAAGAACGACCGCGGCUCCUUCUAUUAUGGGACUUUUCCAGCUGGAUUUUCAUGGGGGGCCGGCAGUUCAGCCUAUCAAACAGAAGGAGCCUGGGACCAAGACGGUAAAGGACUGAGUAUCUGGGACGUGUUCGCUCACAGGAAGGGAAAGAUACUGCAGAACGACACCGGAGACUCUUCCUGCCAGGGGUACUACAAAAUCAAGGAGGACAUCUCCCUAAUGAAAGAGCUGAAGCUGGACCACUACCGCUUCUCCAUCUCCUGGCCCCGUAUCAUGCCGACUGGGAUCAAAUCUGACCAUGUGAAUGAGAAAGGGAUAAAGUACUACGAUGAGUUGAUUGACAACCUGUUGGAGAACAAGAUCACACCCAUCGCUACUCUGUACCACUGGGAUCUACCUCAGGUCCUCCAGGAGAAGUAUGGAGGAUGGCAGAACAUCAGCAUGGUCAACUACUUUAAUGAGUUUGCCAACCUGUGUUUUGAGAGAUUCGGAAACAGAGUGAAAUACUGGAUCACCUUGAACAACCCAUGGUCGGUGGCAGUGGAGGGCUAUGAGACAGGUGAGCACGCUCCUGGACUGAAGCUGAGAGGAACAGGGGCCUACCGGGCCGCGCAUCACAUGAUCAAGGCCCAUGCUAAAGUCUGGCACACCUAUGACAACAAGUGGAGAGGAAAACAGAAAGGUCUGGUGGGCAUCUCUCUGUCUGGAGAUUGGGGCGAACCGGUCGACAUCAGUAACCAGAAGGACAUCGAGGCAGCAGAGCGAUACGUCCAAUUCUACAUUGGCUGGUUCGCCACUCCCAUCUUCCACGGGGACUAUCCACAAGUCAUGAAGGACUUUAUUGGUCGUAAGAGCACCCAGCAGGGUCUGGGUACGUCCCGCCUCCCCACCUUCUCUUCCCAGGAGAAGAGCUACGUUAAGGGUACCUGUGACUUCCUGGGUAUCGGUCACUUCACCACGCGCUACAUUACCCAGAAGAACUACCAGUCGGGACACGGCAGCAGCAGCUACUUCACCGACAGAGACCUAGCUGAACUGGUGGACCCCCGCUGGCCUGAUCCUGGGUCAGAGUGGCUCUACUCUGUCCCCUGGGGAUUCAGACGCCUGCUCAACUUCGUCAAGGCCCAGUACAGAAAUCCAAUGAUCUACGUGACAGAGAACGGGGUGUCGGAGAAGAUCAUGUGCACUGAGCUCUGUGAUGACUGGAGAAUACAGUACUACAAGGACUAUACCAACGAGAUGCUGAAAGCCAUCAAAGACGGAGUGAACGUGCGCGGCUACACGGCCUGGUCUCUGCUGGACAAGUUUGAGUGGGACGAGGGCUACUCCGAGAGGUUUGGCCUGUACUACGUAGACUUCAGGAACAAGAAUAAACCACGUUACCCAAAAGCCUCGGUUCAGUACUACAAACGCAUCAUCAGCUCCAACGGAUUCCCCAACCAGAGAGAGGUUGAGAAUUGGAAGAGGAAGGCCACAGAGACCUGCUCUUCCAGUAACCAGCUCCUGGCUGCAGAGGAACAACGGAGUACUGCUGCCAAUAUACUAAGACUUAUACAUGACCCCCUGACCAGCCAUAUGGAGAUGGUCACAGAGGUGGUGGUCCCCACUGUGUGCACCCUGUGUAUCCUCCUCUCUGCUGUCUUCCUCAUGUUCCUGCUGCGGAGACACAACUAGAUAUACUACUAGAUAUACUACUACUACUAGAUAUACUACUAGAUAUACUACUACUAGAUAUACUACUAGAUAUACUACUACUACUAGAUAUACUACUAGAUAUACUACUACUACUAGAUAUACUACUAGAUAUACUA
Oncorhynchus masou masou (cherry salmon) is the source of this 2210-nucleotide messenger RNA. It is a transcript of the gene lctlb, whose product is annotated as lactase-like b. Bases 256 to 2073 code for a protein of 605 amino acids. The transcript is spliced from 15 exons. Gene Ontology annotation, molecular function: beta-glucosidase activity. NCBI's taxonomy places the organism in Eukaryota, Metazoa, Chordata, Actinopteri, Salmoniformes, Salmonidae. The record is from RefSeq and is a predicted model, not a curated record. Gene Ontology annotation, biological process: carbohydrate metabolic process.